CCUCAACGUUAGAGUGCGGGGUGUAUACGAAGUGGACAGUAUAUAAGUCAUGGCAGAUUGUGCUGCGAUCUCCACAUCAUCUUGUUAGACCUCUGCCAAUCGAUCACUUUCACCCAGCUGUCUUCAUCCAUUAAUUCAAUAAGGCAAUCGCACACAAUGAGGUCUCUAUCCAUCCUCGUUGCUUCUUUUGCUCUGGUGGCCCCUGGUCUCGCUUGUCUUCACCUCAAAGGUGGUAUUACUCACGACCCUUUUCCAGGGUUGAGUGGUACUUGGAACGUAGAGGCUGUAGACAAUGGUGUCCAAGUCUGCAACUCGGAAUCCCGCAUCGAUCAGGACGGUCACUAUUCUAUGAAAUGUCUGCCUGGAUACGUUUACGCCUUCACGAAAGAUGGAAGCACGGCCUGGUUCGCUAAUCCAAGCCAGUCAUGGUCAUUUGGGCAGCAUCCAUCUACCUCCAGGUACUGCUGCCACGGCGCGUGUGAUGACAAAGGGGUUCACAUUGGGUGCACGGAUUACGAAUGGGAUUUUUCGAUGUUCUGCUAGAUAUACCUAUCUUCACUGUUUCAAGUUGCAGUAGUAUUGUGUAAUUUGGAAGGUGGUCAUGUCGUUAUUGACCUGUCGAUGUCGCUGCGCGAACUCGUAGAUUGCUGUGAAUAUCUGUAGCCAUUUUGAUCUUAAUAUGCAACAGCAAAUAUUGCUAAAUAUACGUGUACAUGCAUUCAGG
Molecule: messenger RNA, 724 nt
Organism: Boeremia exigua
Lineage: Eukaryota; Fungi; Ascomycota; Dothideomycetes; Pleosporales; Didymellaceae
Exons: 2
Coding region: 157-543 (128 amino acids)
Source: RefSeq, a predicted model, not a curated record